GUCGAGACGCUGACGGGAAGAAAACAGUCAAAAAGCGAACACGAGAAAAUCAUCGUCGGAUGACUGCGUCAAAGGAAAGACGCAGUGAAGAAAACUCGUUUUUCGUUACGCCUUUUGUUAACCCGGUGGACCUGGAGCAGAAAAGUGCGGCCCUUGACUUCUGACCCGUUGAGUUGUUAAUUCGUGGAAAAUUGAAUCAAAAAUGUCUACAGAAGUUGCUGUUCCUCCCCCGGCCGUUUGGGCCCAGCGAAACGAUGUCCUGUAUCUGACGAUAAACGUUGAAUGUCCGGAUCCUACCUUCAAGUUUACAGAGGACACCAUGUACUUCAAAGGAGUGGGCCUACCGGAGAAGAAGAACCUCGAAGUCACCAUCAACUUCUACAGCAAAAUCAACCCGGACAAAGUGGUCAGUAAAAACAUCAACCGGUGCAUCGAGUUUGUGAUCACGAAAGCGGACACGAAAGCUCCCUACUGGCCAAAGCUGACCAAUGACAAGACCAAACCGCACUGGCUCAAAGUGGACUUCAACCGAUGGAAGGAUGAGGGCUCGGACGACGAAAUGAACGAAGGAGAUAAUGCCAUGUCAUUGGAAGACAUGUUGCGGAUGAAGAACGACAGCAAGCUUUCCUUCGACGACCUCGACGAUGACCAGGAAGAUUCGGACGACGAAGCAAUGCCUGGUCUAACCGAGGAUAAGGACGACAAGGAAGAGGAAGAGAAGAAGUAAUGGAAACUCUUUUUGCAAGCUUCCAAGAGAGGAUAGCGCUCGGGACCGUUCGGAAAAUGCCAAGCAGUCAAAAAUAACCAUUGAAGUGUGUAAUUUUAUUUAAGAUGUAAGGAGGUAUGAACACAUAAAAGCUAAAAUUAGACCGUUAAGUGAUGUUUGAGAGCGUUGCGUUCAUCCAUUGAAAUUCGUAGAAAGGAAUAUUUUCAAAUAAGUAACAAACUAAGAGAUUGCAAGUCUCUAACAAACACAAUAGAUAACAAGAACGAGGGAUUCUUUCGAACCUUACAUUUAAUCGUUCUCUCAUUUGCAUUGGUUUAGUUUUCUGUUUUAUUCUUAAUAAGGAAAUAAACACAUACAUUACAAUUUCA
Aedes aegypti (yellow fever mosquito) is the source of this 1095-nucleotide messenger RNA. RefSeq lists its product as uncharacterized. Gene Ontology annotation, biological process: chaperone-mediated protein complex assembly; protein folding. Bases 203 to 727 code for a protein of 174 amino acids. The record is from RefSeq and is a predicted model, not a curated record. Lineage: Eukaryota; Metazoa; Arthropoda; Insecta; Diptera; Culicidae. Gene Ontology annotation, molecular function: Hsp90 protein binding; protein-folding chaperone binding. Gene Ontology annotation, cellular component: nucleus; cytosol. The transcript has 4 exons.